Messenger RNA from Knipowitschia caucasica, 1623 nucleotides. The record is from the annotation of a GenBank genome assembly. NCBI's taxonomy places the organism in Eukaryota, Metazoa, Chordata, Actinopteri, Gobiiformes, Gobiidae.
AUGGAUCGAGCUGCAUUCUGUACCGAGCUGCAGCUUCAGGGCAGCUCUAAUUGGAUCAACAACUGUCUGAUCCCCAUCAACCAGCCUGACCUGGGGGGGGGAAGAGGGGUUGAGGGGAAGGGGGGAGGAGAGAGCAGGGGAGGGAGGGAGAGGAGGGAGAGAGGGAUCCCCAUCAACCAGCCUGACCUGCGAGAGGGAGGGAGGGAGAGGGGGGAGAGAGGGAUCCCCAUCAACCAGCCUGACCUGCGAGAGGGAGGGAGGGAGAGGAGGGAGAGAGGGAUCCCCAUCAACCAGCCUGACCUGCGAGAGGGAGGGAGGGAGAGGGGGGAGAGAGGGAUCCCCAUCAACCAGCCUGACCUGCGAGAGGGAGGGAGGGAGAGGAGGGAGAGAGGGAUCCCCAUCAACCAGCCUGACCUGCGAGAGGGAGGGAGGGAGAGGGGGGAGAGAGGGAGAGGAGGGAGGGAAAGCAGGGGAGGGGGGGAGGAGAGGGGAGGGAGGGGGGGAGAGGGAUCCCCAUCAACCAGCCUGACCUAUGAGAGGGAGGGAGGCAGGGGGGGAGGGAGGGAGAGCCAGAGAGGGGGAGUUGGCAGCAACGGGACGUCCCCACCUGUGGCAGAACACGCUCCGAGAACACGCUCAGAGAACACGCUCAGAGAACACGCUCAGACAACACGCUCAGACAACACGCUCAGACAACACGCUCAGACAACACGCUCCGAGAACACGCUCCGAGAACACGCUCCGAGAACACGCUCCGAGAACACGCUCCGAGAACACGCUCAGACAACACGCUCAGACAACACGCUCAGACAACACGCUCAGACAACACGCUCAGACAACACGCUCAGACAACACGCUCAGACAACACGCUCAGACAACACGCUCAGACAACACGCUCAGACAACACGCUCAGACAACACGCUCAGAGAACACGCUCAGACAACACGCUCAGACAAACGCUCAGAAACACGCUCAGACAACACGCUCAGACAACACGCUCAGACAACACGCUCGACAACACGCUCAGACAACACGCUCAGACAACACGCUCAGACAACACGCUCAGACAACACGCUCAGACAACACGCUAGAACACGCUCAGACAACACGCUCAGACAACACGCUCAGACAACACGCUCAGACAACACGCUCAGACAACACGCUCAGACAACACGCUCAGACAACACGCUCAGACAACACGCUCAGACAACACGCUCAGACAACACGCUCAGACAACACGCUCAGACAACACGCUCAGACAACACGCUCAGACAACACGCUCAGACAACACGCUCAGAGAACACGCUCAGACAACACGCUCAGAGAACACGCUCAGAGAACACGCUCAGACAACACGCUCUGAGAACACGCUCUGAGAACACGCUCUCAGAACACGCUCAGAGAACACGCUCAGAGAACACGCUCAGACAACACGCUCAGACAACACGCUCAGACAACACGCUCAGACAACACGCUCAGACAACACGCUCAGACAACACGCUCAGACAACACGCUCAGACAACACGCUCAGACAACACGCUCAGACAACACGCUCAGACAACACGCUCAGACAACACGCUCAGACAACACGCUCAGACAACACGCUCUGAGAACACGCUCUGA